AUGGAUACCGUUUCUCUACAACGCAUGUGCGAUUCCCUGUCUUCGCCGACACCACCACGCGACCAGAACGAGAUCAUCUCCGAGUCUAUCGAACCUUCGGGGAAUGUCCAAGUGUCUGACAGCCCUGAUAUUGGAGACGAGGAUUGUACCAUUGACCGAGUAGACGGCACGACAGUCCAUUACUCAGGCGAGUUCUCCCAUUGGAACUUUUCCAUGCACAUCAAGCGCAAUAUAGACGAACUUAUGGCCAAAGCCAAUGUUCAGAAUUUAGAAAACGUAACGCGAGUACCGGAUUUCAUUCGCGUUGGUGAGGCAGAUCCAACUUCAACUUCCAUCUCGGACAUCCUUGCUGUUAUGCCACCCCGUCCUGUUGCCACCUUCUUGACCAAUGUCUUCUUCAAUCAUGCCACCAGCGUCUACUACUAUGUAGACCGAUGCUGGUUUGAUGAAACCCUAGACAACAUAUACACUAAACCCGUUUCGCUACGCUCCAAGGAUGUUACUGCAAUAUGUGUAGUACUGAUGGUGCUAGCUGUCGGAACCCAAUAUGUCCAUUUAGAAUCGCCAGAUCGUCAUAAGACUUCCAGCACGGGCACUGCAACAGACUCUGAAGUUCAAAGCAGUUGGGAGCUCGAAAUUGGAUCCGGCUUUUACCGUCAAGUGGCAAAGCUACUUUCGGAAGUCAUCCAUGCUGGUUCGCUGCUCAGCGUCCAGGUACUCUUGCUUCUCGGCCUAUAUUCCUUACCCAUUGAUGCAUCUGGGCUGAGUUACAUCUAUCUAAACUUAGCUAUCAAGGUGGCCAUACAGAACGGAAUGCAUCGAAAGGUUUCGCGCAACGUCCUCGACCCGAGAACCAAGGAGAUCAGGCGUCGUAUUUGGUGGACAGUGUACUGCAUGGAAAGAAAGAUUGGUAUAUACCACGGCCGCCCGAUAUCCAUAGUACAAUCCGAUAUCGAUGCAGACCUACCUCAGAGCUCUGAAGCACACCUUAUGAACGAUGACUCUUUCUAUCCUCAAGGUCUCUUGGAAUCAAUCAAGCUCACAAGGCAUGCUGAAGCAUUCCUCCACGAAAUAUCAUGUCUCCGAAAAUGUGCAAACGCCGAAGUCGGGGCGAUCCUGAACCGUAUCAAGCGCAUGAAGGCAGAUUUGCGAGGGCCUUGGUCACCUCCUCAUGGGGGUGCAUUAUUGCCAACCCCAUACCACCAGAAAGAGCUACCAAAAAACCGCGCGUUAAUUCAUACUCGACUGGAGUGUUGCCUGUUGCACAUGUUCAUCGGACGACCCUUCAUCCUUGCGCACCGUCACGCGCGGACCAAUGACGGCAAUGCCGCAUCCCCAGAAGUACGCCGGAGGAAAGCAGCAGAGUCCCACUCACAGUGGGACUUCUUGGUCCAUGACUGCGUUGCGGCUGCGAAGGAAGUUAUCAGUAUAUGCCAAAUCAUGCAGACGGGCAAUAUGGGCCUUGCAAAGUCGUCCUAUGCCGAGUAUAGUUCCUGCCGCGCGUCCUUGCUGGUCUUGAUCGCCUAUAGCAUAUGUUACCGUACGAACGAGUUCGCAAGCACCCUACAAGUAGGUCUGCAAGCGAUAAGAGAAAUGGCUUCUGCGGGCGAUUCUGCGCGUUCAGAAGUGUCGCUCCUAGAGACACUGGAAGCGGCGCUGCAUCGACUUAACGUGUUCAAUCCAUUACCAAGUAAACCUGUGGCCACGGAAGCCAACGAUCCGGCUGAAGAGGGCUACAACGGUCUUCUCAACUGGUACAAGAAAGCGGAAAGGUCCCCGAACCCUCGUUUUGGGUCUUUAGCAUCCGAACAUGCAAAUGCACAAGCAGCGACGGUGCAAGGCCCAAGGGUGACACCAAACAGAGCCGAUGCAACAGUGGAUAGCAUGCCAAGCGACAUAUCUCUUGAUGGAUAUCCGUUCGAUUUCGAUCUACUCAACUCGGAUGGAAGCGUGGCGUUCUUCACCUCGAACUUUGAUGACCAUGGUAACACAGAGAGGGAGUUCUUCGAGAGCCUUUCAUGGCUACCGAAAUGA
Messenger RNA from Alternaria postmessia, 2034 nucleotides. RefSeq lists its product as uncharacterized. The coding region runs from base 1 to 2034 and encodes 677 amino acids. Gene Ontology annotation, biological process: DNA-templated transcription. NCBI's taxonomy places the organism in Eukaryota, Fungi, Ascomycota, Dothideomycetes, Pleosporales, Pleosporaceae. Gene Ontology annotation, molecular function: DNA binding; zinc ion binding. The transcript has 5 exons. The record is from RefSeq and is a predicted model, not a curated record.